This is a messenger RNA of Trichogramma pretiosum, 2768 nucleotides long. It is a transcript of the gene LBR, whose product is annotated as lamin-B receptor. Gene Ontology annotation, biological process: sterol biosynthetic process. The transcript is spliced from 7 exons. Gene Ontology annotation, molecular function: oxidoreductase activity, acting on the CH-CH group of donors, NAD or NADP as acceptor. Lineage: Eukaryota; Metazoa; Arthropoda; Insecta; Hymenoptera; Trichogrammatidae. The record is from RefSeq and is a predicted model, not a curated record. Gene Ontology annotation, cellular component: endoplasmic reticulum membrane; nuclear inner membrane. Bases 771 to 2750 code for a protein of 659 amino acids.
UAUCAACGAUUCUUACGAGAGUAGUUACGAAAUUAAUGAGAAAAAAGAUCAGAGGGAUUUAAUCAGGCAUUUACUGCCGAGCGAUUGUACAAGCGCCAACUCGGUAAAACUCGGUAUAACGAGCGUUUGUUCUGUAGGACCAUUAGAAAAUUGAAAGAUGCGAUCAUGUGCUAUAAUAUCGAAAAAGGGUAAGACUCGAUCCACUAACGGUAAGGCAGUUAUUUUGUAAGAGGCCAAAAUUCUAGGGGAACGCACGAUCUCGUUGGCAAGGCUUGGAGAAGGCGCGUCGGUUUUACACACACAUACACACAGAAACGGAGUUGCUUGGGCGCGAUAGAUCGAAAAGUGCCAACAGGCGCGGAUAUUCCAAUGUAUCGCUUAUGUGUUGGGCAAGCUGCGCGCGCAGACAGCUCCGCUUCGGCAUCAGCGCGCAACAUAUUGGAGCGCGUCGGGGUUUCGGCGUCCCCUCACCUCGACUGCAGCAGCUUGUGCUCCGUUAUAAGCCCACGCCGCCGCUAUAGCCGCCGCCGCCGCCGUCGUCGCCGCUGCACAGUUCGCUGUGUAUGUAACGUAAGUUUGUACGCGCUCCGGCCGUAAGUAGUGGUGUAGUAGUGCAAAGAGCAAACGCGUGGGGUGUUGUUGUUGUUUUCGUAGCCGUCGUGUACGCGUCGUCGACGAGUGCAUCGAUUAUUUAUUAUCAGCGCAGGUUCCAGACCUCAGCACCGAAGCCCGUUCGCAGCCGCACGAGUGCCAUUGAUCAGCAGCACACCAUGAAGUUCUCCGAGGGGGACCAGGUCCUCGCUAAGCUUCCAAACUCCAAGGACUUUGAAAAAGCUCGAGUGGUUGAUAUCAAGGGCGGCAAGUACAAGAUUCAAUUCAAAGGAGGGGUAGAGCACACUAUCCCCGAGAGCGAUGUCAAGGCACAGAGAGUUUCCCGGAGCAGAUCUCGUGGAAGACCCCCAGCAGCCAAACCCAAAAGUCCAGCUGUUACGAGAAAAAAGUCGCCCGCUCGCAAAUCACCCGCCAGAAAGAAGUCCCCGGCUCGAACGACCACCGCGUCGCAAGCCAGAAAAUUGUCUGUGCGAGCGGCUCGUCAAGCCAAGGUCACUCUGUCCAGGCUCGAUGAUCCCACGGACACUUCUAGCGACACCGACGUGACCGAACGCUCCAAAAGCGUCCUCGAUGACGACUACGCUCCACUGCAAACGCGCUUGAAGGACAACGUGCGAGCCACCAGGCGCUCCAUACGCAUAGCAGCCAGUGCCUCGAAAGCCGAGACAGAGAAGAAACUUUACCAGUUGAGAGGGGCCGAUAGAGCAGCGUCUCUGCCAGCUGAAAGAAAAAAUCAGUACAAAGUUUCACCUGACGGAAAGUCCAGAGGAAUGUCGGCUCAACGCGAUGAGGAUUUAUUGAAAAUCAUCGCCUACGAUAGUGAAACUGAUGUCGACGUUGAAUCGGAUGGGUCAAAAUCCAAAAAAGCAAAAGCCGAUUUGAGCAAACCCCAAGAAUGGGGAGGUUGGCUUGGUGCUUUGUUUCUCUCAUUUGCUUUACCACUGGGAAGUAUUUUAUUGCAAAUGGCAUGUGGCAAUGAACAGUGCAGUCAAAAACUAUUGCGCGUACCCCGUUUGAGAGACUUGAAGCAAUGGAGGAACUUCAUUAGUUUGGAGGCAUCGUUAGCGUAUGCCGGAUUUAUUGCUUUUGUCUCGAUUAUGUCAAUUUUACCGAUUGGCAGUACCGUCGAUGGUCAGCAAAGCCGCUCCGGUAAACUGCAGUACCGAGUGAACGGUAUUUUCACCUUGAUUUUAUCAUCAGCCAUUUUUGGAGGCUGUGUUUAUCAAGGUUACGAUGUCGUUAAUUUUUUGCUUCACAAGUCUUUGCCACUAACGGUUAUUGGCGCAAUAUUUGGUGUUCUUCUGGCUAUUAUAUUGUACAUCAAAGGAGGUAAAGUGCCCGUGUCCCGUUUGAAUAUGUACGGUACUACCAACAGCGUAAUUUAUAAUCUUUGGCAAGGGCGAGAAGUCAAUCCUAGAUUCGGAAAUCUUGAUAUAAAAGUCAUAAUUUUCCGCACUGCUAUCAUUGGAACGACUCUAAUCGAUUUGGCUGCAAUCGUAAAAAUUGUCAAAGAAGCUCCAGUCUAUGAUUUAGAUCACUUGAACUUGGCUACCUUGGGUGUUGCUGGUUUACAAAUUUUCUACUCCAUCGACUCCCUCGUAUACGAAUCUGUGUGGAUGACAUCUUUUGAAUUCAUGUAUGAAGGAACUGGUUACAUGCUCACGGUUGGAUACUUAGUGUAUCCUUAUUUAGCAACUUUAACUACGAGAUUCGCUUUAUUCAACAAAGUCAACAUACCCAUUUACUCGUUUUGCAUUUUCAUCGCUCUAUUUUUCGCUGCAUUUUUCGUUUAUCGCAAAUGCAAUAAUCAGAAAAACGAGUUCAGGAAGAAUCCAUUUUCAUCUUCUCUUUCUCAUUUAGAAACGAUCCCGACCAAGCGUGGAAAGCGUUUGAUCGUGUCAGGAUUCUGGGGCUAUGUAAGACACCCGAACUAUCUCUGCGAUAUUUUGAUGCACAUUGCUCUAGCUGGAUUUAGCUAUUCCCUUGAUAUCUUGCCAGCUUUUCUAGCGCUUCAAGUAGUUUUCUUACUUUGUCACAGAGCCACUCGCGAUAACGCACGUUGCGCGAAACGGUAUGGCUAUGCUUGGGAGCAAUAUUGCUCUCGAGUGAAAUACAUGAUCCUCAAGCCAAUAUUUUAAAUAGCUCGGCUACUUCGU